This is a messenger RNA of Harpegnathos saltator (Jerdon's jumping ant), 1858 nucleotides long. RefSeq names its product cytochrome P450 9e2. NCBI's taxonomy places the organism in Eukaryota, Metazoa, Arthropoda, Insecta, Hymenoptera, Formicidae. Gene Ontology annotation, molecular function: oxidoreductase activity, acting on paired donors, with incorporation or reduction of molecular oxygen; heme binding; iron ion binding. The record is from RefSeq and is a predicted model, not a curated record. The coding region runs from base 211 to 1764 and encodes 517 amino acids. The transcript has a single exon.
UUCAUUGUCGACGAGGUAGUUGCUGCGUCUCCAUGCUGUAUUAUUUGCUUGCGUUUAAUCGAUUACACCAUAAAAGAACAUUUAACUAAGUUUACCAUUUUAAUAGAAACUUUACUUGCUUCCAUAUUCGCAGCUUUAUACUCGCGAACAUAUUCUGAUUGAGCAUCACGCUGUAUUGUAUCCAGUUCAGUGAGAACACAUCCGAUCGACAUGGUGUACGCAAUCGGCUUGUCAUUGAUAAUCGGGGCCUUCGGCCUUCAUUACUUCUUCUUCAAGAACUUGUAUCUGUUCAAGAAUUAUAACAUACCGUAUUUGAAACCUUGGCCAUUAGUGGGCAAUAUGGGACAGGUAGUCUUCGGUAAGAAAUCGGUAGGCGAAUCUUCAAAAAUAAUGUAUGACAAGUAUCCUGGAGCCAAGUAUGUCGGUAUAUACGAUUUCCUCAAGCCGGUGAUAAUGAUACGUGACCCUGAGCUCAUUAAGUCCAUCGCAAUCAAACAUUUUGACAUGUUCACGGAUCAUCGCGACUUCAUCCAAUAUGACCAAGAUCCGCUCGCAUCCCAGGGCUUGUUCUUUCUUCGUGGCGACAAAUGGCGGAAGAUGCGAGCAAUAUUAUCUCCGUCCUACACAUCUAAGAAGAUGAGAACCAUGUUCAAGCUAAUAUCCGACUACGCUGUCGAUUUCACCGACUUUUUGGUGCAAUUGCCACCGGAGAAGAGGGUGUUGGAAACGAAAGACAUCUUUACACGUUACACCAUCGACGUGAUCGCCACUUGCGCUUACGGCAUCAGUAUCAAUUCCAUGCGAGAUCCAAAGAAUCUUUUUUACAUGUCCGCAAAAGAUGUAGUUAUUUCAGAGAUUAUCAACGUUCUUAAGUUCGCUGUAACAGAAAGUUUACCGUGGUUGGCACGGGUAAUCAAAUUGAGGAUCAUCAGUGAGAAAAUUACGAAUUUCUUCCGGGACCUCAUAGAGACCACCGUCAGGACCAGAAUCCAGAAGGAUAUAGUUCGGUCGGACAUGCUGCAACUGAUGAUGGAAACUAGAGAUGGUAACAAGGAAUUAACGAUUGAUGAUAUUGCCAGCCAAGCAUUCACUUUCUUCUUCGCCGACAACCAGACUACCUCGAACUUGAUGUGUUUCGCCGCACACGAGAUCGCUGAAAAUGAGAAGGUGCAGAAGAGAUUGCAAAAUGAGAUUGACCAAAUGUUGGAGGACACAAAUGGCCAAGUAUCGUACGAAGCGAUUAACAAUAUGGAGUACUUGGGUGCUGUACUGAACGAAGCUCUCAGGAAGUACCCUAUCGCCCCUUUAUUGGACAGAAAGUGUUUGUUAGAGUUCGAGUUGCCGCCAACAUUAACAGACGCGAAGCCCUUCACCUUGAAGAAAGGAGAAUCCGUGUUAGUUUCGGUAUUCGGGCUUCAUUAUGAUCCCAAAUACUUUGAAGAACCGGAAAAAUUCAAUCCCGACCGGUUCGUUGGCGAGCAGAAGAAACAUAUUGACAAAAUAGGAGCUUUCUUGCCGUUUGGUUUAGGCCCCAGGAAGUGCAUUGGUUAUCAAUUUGCCUUGAUGGAGUUGAAGAUAUUAUUAUUCCAUUUACUGGCACGGUGUGACCUUCUGCCUUGCAAGAAGACUCAGCUUCCGCUAAAAUUUGCCAAGCACUCUUUCUUUCUGAAGACUGAAGGUGAGUUGUGGCUGAAAGUGGAACCGCGGGAGAACCCACAUCACACCAUCGUCACGAAAGUCGCAAACUGUACGCAAGAUCUAUAGGAAUUGUUUUUUAUUUACGAAUUCUGGGGAUUUAAAUGUAAAUGAUGCGGGCAAUAUUAUUAAUGAAUGUGAAAUGAUAUUCACAUGUAAAUAA